Messenger RNA from Pseudogymnoascus destructans, 1797 nucleotides. It is a transcript of the gene MDH1, whose product is annotated as Malate dehydrogenase, cytoplasmic. Lineage: Eukaryota; Fungi; Ascomycota; Leotiomycetes; Thelebolales; Thelebolaceae. Gene Ontology annotation, biological process: tricarboxylic acid cycle; malate metabolic process. Gene Ontology annotation, cellular component: cytoplasm; mitochondrion. Gene Ontology annotation, molecular function: L-malate dehydrogenase (NAD+) activity. The coding region runs from base 75 to 1094 and encodes 339 amino acids. The record is from RefSeq and is a predicted model, not a curated record. The transcript has 5 exons.
CCUUUCUCUCUUUCCAACCCAUAAUCACAAAUACCCAAUUCCUCUCCUCCAAUCCCACCCUCACAAAACCCAUCAUGUUCGCAGCACGCACCUUCAGCGCCGCCCAGCGCCGCGCCUUCUCGGCCUCGGCCAGAGAUCUCUCUAAGGUCACUGUCCUCGGUGCUGCCGGUGGCAUUGGACAGCCUCUCUCCCUCCUCCUCAAGCUUAACCCCCGCGUCACAGAGCUCGCUCUCUACGACAUCCGCGGAGGCCCAGGUGUCGCCGCUGAUAUCUCCCACAUCAACACCGGCUCCAACGUCACUGGCUACGAGCCCACCCCAUCCGGCCUCGCCGCCGCCCUUAAGGAUGCCGAGAUCGUCCUGAUCCCCGCCGGUGUUCCCCGCAAGCCAGGCAUGACCCGUGAUGACCUCUUCAACACCAACGCCUCCAUCGUCCGCGACCUGGCCAAGGCCGCCGCCCAGUCUGCCCCCAACGCCAACAUCCUCGUCAUCGCCAACCCCGUCAACAGCACUGUCCCCAUCGUUGCUGAGGUCUUCAAGAAGGCUGGCGUCUACAACCCCAAGCGCCUUUUCGGUGUCACCACCCUCGAUGUCGUCCGCGCUUCCCGCUUCGUCUCCGAGAUAAAGAAGACCGACCCCGCUGAUGAGGCCAUCACCGUCGUCGGUGGCCACUCCGGUGUCACCAUCGUCCCCCUCUUCUCCCAGAGCAAGCACGCCGACCUUGUCGGCAACGCUGCUCUCCUGAACCGCGUCCAGUUCGGUGGUGAUGAGGUCGUCAAGGCCAAGGAUGGUGCCGGAUCCGCCACCCUCUCCAUGGCCAUGGCUGGUGCUCGCUUCGCCGAGUCGCUGCUCAAGGCUGCGCAGGGCGAGAAGGGCGUUACUGAGCCAACCUUUGUUGACUCCCCGCUCUACAAGGACCAGGGUGUUGAUUUCUUCGCCUCCAAGGUCGAGCUCGGCCCAAGCGGUGUCGAGAAGAUCCACGAGGUUGGCAAGGUCACCGCUGAGGAGCAGAAGCUUUUGGAUGCUGCCCUCGCUGACCUGAAGAAGAACAUCGAGAAGGGUGUCCAGUUCGUUGCCACCAACCCAGGCAACUAAGCUUAUCAUCCCUCCCUCCUUCAAAACUGCCAUGCGCAUGUCUAGAAGAGACAUGCCUGCAUCAAAAUCGGGUCUGUAAAUAAAAGUGUUUCGAGACCGCGCGCAGUUGUAUAUUUCUUCCCCCUGUUUGUUGUUGUAGCGUGGUGGCUGCGAGCGCGGAGAUUUCGUGGGUAGACGGGUAUAUAAAUAUGUUGUCUAGGCAGGAAUCUAUGCGUCAGUAGAUAUCUUUGCGUGUUUUGACUGUCAACUUUGCGUCAGGUGCCCGCAUACCCCCGUUAAUUGUCUAGGAUGCACAAGCUUGCCACAUGGGCAUUGCAGGUGUGGGGUACCAUAACACGUCGGGAUGGGUUAUGGGUGCGGCUUACAGUGGCAGUAGGGUGGGGACGGCUGCUGGGGCAUUACGGGGGUAAGACAACGUGCCAGCUAGCUGGAUAACUGAUUUCUGGUUCACGGGUUUUAACCCAGAGAGCGAGAUGUGUGAGGCGGGGUAGCUGUUGGGGAAAGCUCGUGGGGAUGGCGUGCAGUAGUUCACCGCGGGAUCCUCAGAUCGGGGGAUCAACUGCGAGAUCGUCAGAACAUUUUCAACACAUCAACAACUAUUUUCAUAUUUACACCGCCUCCCCUCCUCUCGAUAUACAUCCCGUCAUUCCAUAAACCCCAUUGGCCAAAUAUUCAUCGCCGCCUUCCCUCCUCCACAGCCAAC